UAGGGAAAAUUUUGGCAUCAAGAAAUCUUAAAUAUGCUAAAAUCGCUAAAAUGCUCGCGUACGCGAGUUCCUGAAGUGAAAUCCCGACCACAACGGAAAUGUCCGCUUCUUCCGCGAGAGUUCCAACGACAGUCCAUGACGAUUGCUUCAUGGGUUGUGAGUGACGGCGUGAGUGUUUGUUCUGUUGUGGAGGAAAAUAAAAUGUGUUUCACUUUGCCCCGUGUCACAGUGUGGCUGGAUUCGAGUGAUAUCAGGAGUGGAACGACAAAAGUAAAAGUACUGCCUUGUGGAGAGCAAAUGACGACGCUGGGGAGCGUGUGAGUGAGCGCGAAAGUGCCGAAUGGCAGCCGCUUGGACGAUGAAGAGUGGGAGGAAAUUGACGGUGGAAAAGGCCAACAGCCCAUGAGACUGGAAAGAAGUUGUCUGUUCCUCAGUUUAUGCAGUGUCUCCGUGUAGUGUGGAUCAGCCGUGCACAGUGCUUAUAGUAUCCCUUGAUGGUGUUCCGCUGGUUCAGCUCCCUCUACUGCAGGCUUUUCCCCCAGACUGACAGCAUGACCGUGUUCGAGAGGUUGCGAGAUCACCUGGCGCGCUACAAUCAAGAGCACCUGGUACAGUUCUGGGACGAUCUCACUGACGAUGAGAGGCGAGAGCUACAAGAGGACAUCCGAGAGUUCAAUCUGGAGGAAGUGCAGGACAUCUUUAGGCGGGCCAUUGCGGGCUUGCAAGACGCCAGCGAGAAGCUGGAUGAUCGGCUGCAGCCCCUGCCUGAGGAAAUGUGCAUGUCUGUGAAGCGCACGGAUCCCACACUCCUGCGAGAGUAUGAGAAUGAGGGUCUGAGACAGGUGGCGCUGGGGCAUGUGGGCGUGCUGCUGAUGGCUGGUGGCCAGGGCACACGUUUGGGCUUUCCCCAUCCCAAAGGCAUGUACGACGUUGGACUACCGUCCCGGAAGACACUGUUCCAGAUACAGGCUGAACGGAUUCGCAAGCUGGAGCGCCUGGCACAUGAUGCCACUGGUCAGCAGGGCCACAUUUCGUGGUACAUCAUGACCAGCGAACACACAAUGGAGCCGACGAGACGAUUUUUCGAGAAGCACGACUUCUUUGGACUACGCGAGGAGGACAUCGUGAUGUUUGAGCAGGGCAGUUUGCCCUGUUUUGACUUUGAGGGCCGCAUCUUAUUGGAUGAACGCCACCGGUUGGCCAAGGCGCCUGACGGUAAUGGUGGAAUUUACCGUGCUCUUUGCGAGCGUGGCAUUUUGGACGACAUGCAGAACAGAGGAGUGCUGUACCUCCAUGCUCACAGUGUGGACAAUAUCCUCAUUCGUGUGGCCGAUCCCAUUUUUGUGGGCUAUUGCGUCCAGCAGCGCGCCGAGUGUGCCGCCAAGGUGGUCGAGAAGUCUCAACCCAGCGAACCCGUUGGUGUGGUUUGCGUGGUAGACGGCAAAUAUCAGGUGGUGGAGUACAGCGAGAUCACCUCCAAGUCAGCCGAAAUGCGGAAACCCGAUGGCCGGCUAACCUUCAGCGCUGGCAACAUAUGCAAUCACUUUUUCACCACUGCAUUCCUCCAGCGAGUGGCUGCAGAGCACGAGAAGGAGCUGAAGCUGCAUGUGGCCCAGAAGAAGAUACCCUGGGUAGAUGGGGAGGGCGUGAAACGCACCCCUGAAAAGCCAAAUGGGAUUAAAGUGGAGAAAUUUGUCUUCGAUGUAUUCCAAUUUGCCGAGAAGUUUGCUGUAGUGGAAGUGGAGCGCAACGAGGAAUUCAGUGCACUGAAGAAUGCCGAUGGAGCCAAGAAAGACUGCCCAUCAACUGCUAGGCAAGACAUCUUCCGUCUCCAUCGGCGCUACAUCGAGAACGCUGGAGGCUCCGUGGAUGGUGACGCAUGUGAAGUAUCACCUCUACUCUCGUACUGUGGCGAAGGACUCACACAAGUCGUUCACGGGAAGACAUUCCGGAGUCCUGUGCAUCUGCAGAGUACCACGGAAACUCUGAACGGACACCUUUAGAAGCGCCGUGGA
Phlebotomus argentipes is the source of this 2015-nucleotide messenger RNA. RefSeq names its product UDP-N-acetylhexosamine pyrophosphorylase (gene mmy). Gene Ontology annotation, molecular function: UDP-N-acetylglucosamine diphosphorylase activity. The transcript has 2 exons. Gene Ontology annotation, biological process: UDP-N-acetylglucosamine biosynthetic process. Lineage: Eukaryota; Metazoa; Arthropoda; Insecta; Diptera; Psychodidae. Bases 495 to 2003 code for a protein of 502 amino acids. The record is from RefSeq and is a predicted model, not a curated record.